AUGAUAAGGAAUCCCGGAUCUGAUGAUGGCAUCCCAGAGAAAUCGAGAGCAAUCCUCAAAUAUUCAAAGCGAGACCAUUGCAACAAAACCGUAGAGAUCUACGAAGAUGUGUCCUCGCCGCCCGUGACUGCAGAAAACUUUGGGAGGCCCCUUACUUGCACUUAUAGGUUUAGAGCGUUCCGUGGUUCGCCGAAAGAUUGGAUCCUUAGGAUUAGGUUUAAAAAAUUCAAAGUCGGUACAUUGAUCAACGGUACCACGUGCCAUAAAGGCUACAUGCAGAUCGUCGACGGCAACGCCAAAACGGACGUUUCGAACCGAAAGGAGCCCGGAUUGUUUUGUGGCGAGAUCGAGCAGCCGCAGACUUUCAUAUCGGAAACUAAUUUCGUCAAAAUCGUUUUCCACGCCGACAAUUUCACGGACCAAACGUACUUCAGCUUCGAUUCGAGAGCGGAACAACAGUUUGAAGUUUACCUCAGAUACGGCCAACAUCCUGAACUGUAUCCGAAUAGAAGAGGGGAAGUCGUAGCUGGAUCUUACUGCGAACGUGUGUUUCGUGAUUGUCGACUUCAAACGUGCUACGUGCAAUCCGCUGCAUAUCCAGGUGUUUAUCCAAGAAAUCUUCACUGCAGGUACCACCUCAACACAAGGCUGCCCUACAUAAAGCUGUACAUAGAGAAUGAAGAGUUUAAUAUAGAUGGGCAGCGCUGCGAGAACAUAAUGACUUGUCCCAUGAGACCUAUAACAUCAGGUUCAGAGAACUGUCCAUAUGAUUACAUAAGAAUAUAUGAUGGAAAAGAUGAGUCCGCUUCCGUGAUCGGUACUUUCUGCGGUAUGGGAAAGUUCCCCUACUCCAUAAUCGGAACUUCCCAAGAUUUGUUCGUCGAGUUUGUCAGUUCACCAGCAGGACCGCUCCUCAAUACUGGAUUUCAUUUCAAUGUCGGUAACUGGCCCGGCCACGUCGAGGCCCCCGGUUCAAGAGUUGGUACAUGUGACUGGCUCCUCACUGCCGAAUCUUUGAAGAAGUCCGGUGACACUGAGGGCAUAUUCUUAUCAGUCGCGCACUGGUAUCCACCGCACACAUCGUGCACUUAUCUAAUGCAAGGGUUCCCGGGACAAGUUGUGAGAUUGUACUUUCCAAGUUUUCGAAUAAACCGUAUAGAAUCACCGAUUGUUCCCUGGAAUGGCGAUUGUGGAAAUGCCAUGUUUGUUAGGUUUGAGAGUAAAACCGGAAGUUACAGUGGAUCAUCACUAUAUUACUGGGCUCACUAUGACUUUUUCAAUAACACCCGAUUUGGUGAGCCGGUGCCAGGAACUGCCUGCGAUGAAGUAAUUGCGUCAUGGAAACAAAGAAUCGGACGUCUGAGGUCACCGCUCAAUACUCUCGUAUACAAACAAGCGCCUCCAGGAGAAGACGUUCAUUGCCUUUACCGAUUUGUAACUGACAAAAGAAUAUUUGCAAGGGUCAUAUUAACAAUUCUUACCGUAAAUUUUAAGGAGCAUCCUUAUACAGCAAUCUCCUGUCAGAAUUGUUACGAAGAUCGUGCUGACAAACUCAUCAUUUGGGAACCGAACCCUGGUGGUAGAAUUGCAAAUUUAUCAAUAGGAAUCAGUACUACGCCUCUACCACUGCAUUUAGCUGUACAACGGUCACUUGGUUCUUGUCUCUGUGCAAAACAUGCAAACACAGUUUCGAGAGCACGCCCCUAUCGUGUAGUUUCAUCAGGGGAAUCGUUAAAUUUACAACUGAUAGUUGACAAUGCUCACGCAGCAGCAUCAUAUUUCAAAAACCCAUCGCCUCUUUUCGAAGCUCGCUAUGAAUUCGUUCACGGGCCUCUUUGUGGACCAGCCGUGUUGGCAGCAGCUUUAGACGGUGAAAUUGUGUAUCCGUAUUUAGAGGCAUUAGGUUACACGGAACCGCCUAAAAGGAUUCAAUGCAUCUGGGACCUUGAAAUAGAAGAGAAAAGAGAUAUUUGGCUGCAUUUUGACAGCAUUAAAUUCGCAUCCAGACACUGUGAUGAUGGUAACAUUCAGAUAUAUCUGCCAGGAAGAAUUGAGCCGUACCUCUCGAUAUGCGGAGAAAAUGUUUCUUUGGCCCGGGAAUUACCUAUACUGUCAGCUGGUGAACUAGGGUUUGAGUCUUUAGACGAUCCACUUGUUAUUGAAAAAGAAAAAACUCGAUCCAUUAGAAUUAUCUUUAUUGGAAGUGCUUCCCCAGCACGAGCCACUUUUAAAAUAGCUUGGACCGGCUUAUAUCACUUGCCUAAAAAUUCAGAUGGUACUUUGAUGACAUCACGAUUGACGGACGGCGGAGUUAAGUCAAGUUCUGGGCAGGGUUGUGAUUUUAUAUGUCCUGGAGAAGACGCUCUUUGUAUUCCAGCAAGGUUGAUAUGUAAUGGAGUUGUUAACUGUCCUAACGUAACUACCACUGAGCGGAAAUUCUGGACGGCGGAAGAAAAGCGAGCUCGAGAAUCGUAUUCAGAGGACAGUUUGCGUAGACUUGGUUAUCUGGAUGCGUUAAGUGGUGUUCCUUUAGGAAAGUUGCACGACGAAGCCCCAGAGCUUUGUGCCGGAGCAAGGAGUGCUGGUGGAAGUGACUGGAUGGCGCCUGCCUUGGGGGCUAGUUUGGCGAUUGUUCUAGCUGUUUGUGCGGUGGCAGCCGCGUGGCGCCUUUGCUGCCGCAAACGAUCUCCGGAUGAAGAAUCUCUGGAUUAC
This is a messenger RNA of Iphiclides podalirius (scarce swallowtail), 2712 nucleotides long. NCBI's taxonomy places the organism in Eukaryota, Metazoa, Arthropoda, Insecta, Lepidoptera, Papilionidae. The record is from the annotation of a GenBank genome assembly.